This is a messenger RNA of Xenopus laevis (African clawed frog), 3920 nucleotides long. It is a transcript of the gene tfr2.L, whose product is annotated as transferrin receptor protein 2. Bases 55 to 2316 code for a protein of 753 amino acids. NCBI's taxonomy places the organism in Eukaryota, Metazoa, Chordata, Amphibia, Anura, Pipidae. The record is from RefSeq and is a predicted model, not a curated record. The transcript has 18 exons.
GGGGGUGCCCUGUGCAGAUAUAUGUAAUCCUAUGGGAGAGGCAUCCAGGGAGAAAUGGCGGGUGUUGAAGAGAGCAGGGGCAAAUCCAUAAAGCUCCCCAUGCAGGGGGCCUCCUAUUCAAUCUACCGUGGGGCGGAGGAUGAGGAGGAACUGCACAUUGAGGAGCCGUCAGGAAACCCCAAUAACUCACAUGGGAGAAAGAAAACCUCUCGACUGUCGCCCACCCUCCAGAAAUACAUCAUCGGCAUCGUUCUUGUAGCGUUUGUGGCCUUUAUACUGGGGUUUGUGGCAACAAGGAGACCCUGCGCCUCAUGUGACUAUAACACAGCAGAGCUGUCCCAAGAUAAAGACCCCUAUGAAUCAUGGGACCAACAAGACCCCACCAACAUGGACUGGAACGACCUCAGAGACCUACUCAGGAAAUACCUGCGGGAUGGUCAGAUGAUUAAUGAUGUCAUCAGGAUGGUGAGUGAGGGGCCACACGCGGCCGGAUCAGAAGAGGACAGGGCACUGGCUCAGAUGGUGCUGGAGAAGCUGAAGACCUUCUAUCUGGAUCACACAUGGGUAGAAAGUCACUUUGCAGAGCUGCCGUUUCCAGACAGGAAGCGCCCCAGUUUCCUGGAGGUGACGGUGAAUGGGACAACAAAAGAGAGUAUUGAGAUGGGUGACUCAGACGUGUACUGUCCAUACAGCACAGAGGGAGACGUGUCGGGGGGCUUGCUGUAUGCCCAGUAUGGCCGGAGAGAGGAUUUCCAGAGGUUGGCAGAACUGGGACUGGAUCCUAAGGAGCAGCUGGUCAUUGUCCGUACGGGAUUUAUCAGCUUUGCCCAGAAGGUGGCUAAUGCAGAGGCUGCGGGUGCAGCUGGAGUCCUGAUUUACCCCGAAUCACCCAAUGACUUUGCUGUGUAUGGACAUGUCCAUCUUGGCACUGGAGAUCCAAAUUCUCCAGGAUUCCCUUCUUUCAACCAUACACAGUUCCCACCCAUGAAAUCAGCAGGACUUCCCAAAAUACCUGCUCAGCCAAUCAGCAGCGAAACUGCACGGAAACUGUUUAGGAAGCUCAUUGGUGUCCAGUAUCCCUCAUUCAGCAACGCAGACUCCAUCUUUUCAAAGUUUAAGAAUCCUAAACUGAACUUGCGCCUUGUAGUUAAGAAUGUGAAACGCAGUGUGGAACUUAUAAAUGUGUUUGGCAGUUUGACGGGACUCGUUGAGCCAGAACAUUACAUUGUUGUUGGAGCUCAGAGAGACUCUUUGGGUCCAGGGGCCGCUAAGUCGGCAGUAGGCACCGCCAUCUUGUUAGAAUUGGCACGUACUAUAUCCAUGAUGGUCCAUAAUGGGUUCAAGCCUCGCCGCAGCUUACUCUUUGUUAGUUGGGAUGCUGGAGAUUUUGGAAGCAUUGGUGCCACAGAGUGGCUAGAGGGGUAUCUCAGCAUGUUGCACCUGAAGGCAGCUGCCUAUGUCAGUGUUGAUUCUGCAGUUCUAGGAGAUGAGAGGUUUAUUGCCAGGACAAGUCCGCUAUUCAAGAGCUUAAUCAAGAACAUAAUAAAGCAGGUAGAGAACCCUCGGCGCAGCCAGCAAAAUAUCUAUGAAAAUGCUGUGUCCAAAAAUAAAAUGUGGGAAACAGAAGAUUUGCAGCCUCUCUUGAUGGACACCAGUGCUUUUGCCUUUACUGCAUUUGGAGGGGUACCUGCAGUGGAACUUUCAUUUGCAGAGAUGGAGCAGCCUUACCAGUACUUGGACAGCCGAUCUGAUAAUUACAAUAAUCUCAAUGAUGUGGUGGGGGGCAGAUUGGCUGCGGUGUCCCUCAGCAUGGCAGAAGUAGUAGGACUAAUAUUAAUCAAACUCUCCCAUGAUCACAUCCUACCCCUGGAUUAUUCUGCUUAUAACAACGAACUUCUCCAGCAUGUGAUAGACUUGAACCAAUACAGCAGCAAGUUCCAGGAACAAGGCCUCACCCUCCAAUGGCUUUCAUCAGCCCGGGGUGACUACACACGGGCAACACAGACCCUGAGGAAGGCUCUCAGCCUAUCAGACCUGAGCAACGAGAAACUCAUUCAGUCCUUCAAUGUGCGCAUCAUGAGGGUGGAAUUCUAUUUCCUGUCCCAGUAUGCCUCUGCCACUGAAUUCCCAUAUCGGCACAUUCUGAUUGGCCGGGGAGAACACACUUUCCAAGCUCUGAUUGAUCACCUGAAGAACAGUCCUGAGAAUAUCAAUGUGGGGCUCCUGCGCAAACAACUUGCUCUUUUUACCUGGACGGUGAAGGGGGCAGCCAAUGCCCUGAGUGGGGAAGUUUGGGAAAUCCAAAGGAGCUUCUAGGUUCCCCUGGGUUUAACAAGGGUUUGAUAAUGAACACUCAUUGGUACUCACUGGUUAUACACAUAAUGGAGGGUAUAUACCAAAGUAUUCCCAUCGUUUGACGCUUUGCCUUUCCUUACAUGGAGUACAGUCCUCACCUUUCCAAAUUGCCUUUCACUGUGGGGACUAUUCAUUGAUGAGUUGGACUCCAAAAAUGGUACUUUAUGGGCCUGCAGGUGAUUGGUCACUCAAGUGACUGGCUUGUUGAGCUUUGCAUUCUGUAAAGAAGAGUGAGAAAGUAGUAGUAACUUUGGUACAAACUCACAAUUAGUAAUAACUUCACCAGAGUGUUCAUUACCAGCCCCUAUGCACCAAACCUCUAAUUGUCUCAUUUAUACCUUCAUUUAUCAGUGACAGUGCUCACUAUCAAUCAUAUUGUGUUGUGCAUAGUUAUUACCUUGUAUGUUGCGCCAGAUUCAUCAUAUGUGUUCAUUUAUCAGUGACAGUGCUCACUAUAAAUCAUACUGUGUCGGGAAUAGUAAUUGUUACCUUGUCUGUGGUGCCAGAUUCAUCGUAUGUGUUAAUUUAUCAGUGACAGUGCUCACUAUAAAUUAUACUGUCGGGGAUAGAAAUUGUUACCUUUUUGUGGUGCCAGAUUCAUCGUAUGUGUUAAUUUAUCAGUGACAGUGCUCACUAUAAAUGAUACUGUCGGGGAUAGUAAUUGUUACCUUGUUUGUGGUGCCAGAUUCAUCAUAUCUGUUAAUUUAUCAGUGACAGUGCUCACUAUAAAUCAUACUGUGUAUAAUAAUUGUUUCCUUGUUUGUGGUGCCAGAUUCAUCAUAUGUGUUAAUUUAUCAGUGACAGUGCUCACUAUAAAUCAUACUGUGUCGGGAAUAGUAAUUGUUACCUUGUUUGUGGUGCCAGAUUCAUCGUAUGUGUUCAUUUAUCAGUGACAGUGCUCACUAUAAAUGAUACUGUCGGGGAUAGUAAUUGUUACCUUGUUUGUGGUGCCAGAUUCAUCAUAUGUGUUCAUUUAUCAGUGACAGUGCUCACUAUAAAUCAUAUUGUGUUGUGCAUAGUUAUUACCUUGUCUGUGGUGCCAGAUUCAUCAUAUGUGUUCAUUUAUCAGUGACAGUGCUCACUAUAAAUCAUACUGUGUCGGGAAUAGUAAUUGUUACCUUGUCUGUGGUGCCAGAUUCAUCGUAUGUGUUAAUUUAUCAGUGACAGUGCUCACUAUAAAUUAUACUGUCGGGGAUAGAAAUUGUUACCGUGUUUGUGGUGCCAGAUUCAUCAUAUGUGUUCAUUUAUCAGUGACAGUGCUCACUAUAAAUCAUACUGUGUCGGGAAUAGUAAUUGUUACCUUGUUUGUGGUGCCAGAUUCAUCAUAUGUGUUCAUUUAUCAGUGACAGUGCUCACUAUAAAUCAUACUGUGUCGGGAAUAGUAAUUGUUACCUUGUUUGUGGUGCCAGAUUCAUAGUAUGUGUUCAUUUAUCAGUGACAGUGCUCACUAUAAAUCAUACUGUGUAUAAUAAUUGUUACCUUGUAUGUUGCGCCAGAUUCAAGAGACCGUGACCAAUGCAAGAGACCCUAUAAAUUGCCUGUGCAUAUUGCUUUUUUUGACUUCA